Molecule: messenger RNA, 4845 nt
Organism: Mus musculus (house mouse)
Lineage: Eukaryota; Metazoa; Chordata; Mammalia; Rodentia; Muridae
Gene: Calcrl
Product: calcitonin receptor-like
Exons: 15
Coding region: 626-2017 (463 amino acids)
Biological process (GO): adrenomedullin receptor signaling pathway; calcitonin gene-related peptide receptor signaling pathway; receptor internalization
Cellular component (GO): endoplasmic reticulum; endosome; cytoplasm
Molecular function (GO): adrenomedullin receptor activity; G protein-coupled receptor activity; calcitonin gene-related peptide receptor activity
Source: RefSeq, a predicted model, not a curated record
UUCUUGCUCUUGUCAGAGUGAGAAGGGAGUUGCUGCUCCUUUCCUGGGGUAAGCUAUUUGAGAAAGAAAGUAACCUAACACUAAGUGCAGGCGGGGCGGGGUGAUGUAACAGGAAGCUGUGAUGUUUCCCUUCUGCUGCUGAUCGCUUACAAUCUGACAACACUCCCCAUCUACUCAGAACAAGCCCUCUCUUCGCAGCGUGCACUUCUGCCUUAGGACCGGCGGGCUCUGUUGCCUGGACCUCACGCUGCCUGCAGGACCACAUUGCAAAGCUUUCCACACCUCGCCUCCGGGAAACUCUUGUGCAGUAUCUCAGAAAAUCAAACUCCCUCCUGAGACUAUUCCCACAGAAUUUCCUUAGGAGCUGUGCCAGGUCAUGACCCUUGUAAUUAAGAAAUUCUUGAAGACAAUAUUCAGGAGAAAAUGUGAUUUGAGUCUGGAGACAAUUGUGUAUGUAUACUUUUCUUAAGAUAUUAAAAAACAAAUCCAAGGUCACAGGUUGCUUAUUGAUAGAAGAGAAACAAUACGGAUAGAAGAGAAAUCAGAAAAUUGCUUAUGAUUGACAAGAACAGCUGCAGCAGCUACCUAGCUUGAACAUACAGCACAUUUCAUUUGGACUCUAAUAAUGGAUAAAAAGCAUAUACUAUGUUUUCUGGUUCUCUUGCCUCUUAAUAUGGCUCUCAUCUCAGCAGAGUCGGAAGAAGGCGUGAACCAAACAGACUUGGGAGUCACUAGAAACAAGAUCAUGACGGCUCAAUAUGAAUGUUACCAGAAGAUCAUGCAGGACCCCAUUCAACAAGCAGAAGGCCUUUACUGCAAUAGGACCUGGGACGGAUGGCUAUGCUGGAAUGACGUUGCAGCAGGGACGGAAUCAAUGCAGUACUGCCCUGACUAUUUUCAGGAUUUUGAUCCUUCAGAGAAGGUUACAAAGAUCUGUGACCAAGAUGGACACUGGUUUCGGCAUCCGGAUAGUAAUAGAACAUGGACCAACUACACCCUGUGUAAUAACAGCACGCAUGAGAAAGUGAAGACAGCCCUGAAUCUGUUCUACCUAACUAUAAUUGGACAUGGAUUAUCUAUUGCAUCUCUGAUCAUCUCUCUCAUCAUAUUUUUUUACUUCAAGAGCCUAAGUUGCCAACGGAUCACAUUGCAUAAAAACCUGUUCUUUUCAUUUAUUUGUAAUUCGAUUGUAACAAUCAUCCACCUCACGGCAGUGGCCAAUAACCAGGCCUUAGUGGCCACAAAUCCUGUGAGCUGCAAAGUGUCUCAGUUUAUCCAUCUCUACCUGAUGGGCUGUAACUACUUCUGGAUGCUCUGUGAAGGCGUUUACCUGCACACACUCAUCGUGGUGGCUGUGUUUGCGGAGAAGCAGCACUUGAUGUGGUAUUAUUUUCUCGGCUGGGGGUUUCCUCUGCUUCCUGCCUGCAUCCACGCCAUUGCCAGAAGCUUGUAUUACAACGACAAUUGCUGGAUCAGCUCAGACACUCAUCUCCUCUACAUUAUCCAUGGUCCGAUUUGUGCUGCUUUGUUGGUAAAUCUCUUUUUCCUAUUAAAUAUUGUACGUGUUCUCAUCACCAAGUUGAAAGUUACACACCAAGUGGAAUCCAAUCUCUACAUGAAAGCCGUAAGAGCUACUCUCAUCUUGGUACCACUACUUGGCAUUGAAUUUGUGCUUUUUCCGUGGCGGCCUGAAGGAAAGGUUGCAGAGGAGGUGUAUGACUAUGUCAUGCACAUUUUGAUGCACUUUCAGGGUCUUUUGGUGGCUACUAUUUUCUGCUUCUUUAAUGGAGAGGUUCAAGCAAUUCUGAGAAGAAAUUGGAACCAGUAUAAAAUCCAAUUUGGAAAUGGCUUUUCCCACUCUGAUGCUCUCCGCAGUGCAUCCUACACAGUGUCAACAAUCAGUGACAUGCAAGGGUACAGCCAUGACUGCCCCACUGAACACUUAAAUGGAAAAAGCAUCCAGGAUAUUGAAAAUGUUGCCUUAAAAUCAGAAAAUAUGUAUGAUCUAGUGAUGUGAAAAUAUAUAAAAUCACACACUUGAACCUAUGAUUUUAUAGCCAAAAGAUUGGAUAGCCAGCAAAUGGAUUUCUGGAAUACCAUGAAGAAAGCCCUCAAAUGAAAUGGGAAUUGUAUGGAUAAAUGUUUAACAACCCUCUCUCUAUGGGGGAGAAAAGCCUCAAUUUAUAUUGUUGGCCAGUAACUACUCCUACCAUAACUGAUUUCAAGUUACCAACCUGACAUCACUGAAUGUGUAAUUGGAAAGAAAAUAAGCACAAACAACUCCCAGGAGCUGACAUGUUCUGGAACCUGCACAGCACUGCAUGCCCUCAGAGAUGGAAGUCUGUGCACACUCUCACCCACACUGACCAGAACUCUGCUCUUCUCAUCUGAGGAGACCUCACUCGGACUUACAGACAUGAAAGGAAAGUUUGGUUUUUGUUAUAAAACUCCUCAUCCUUUUGUCAUUUGGUGAUAGUGAAUGGUUUGUCCAGAAACACUUUAACCCUCUUUAUAACUUCUCUUGUAGACUAGACAAAGAGUUCAUUAUCUCUGUGGUCUCAUGUUACUUUCUUUAAGAAAAGCAACUGAGCAGAAUUCCCAUGGGCUUCUUAGUUGCUGCUACAUAUUGUUGUAUCCUGUGGUAUAUGCACUCUGAAUCACUAGGGAGACAUAUUGGUAGAAGCUACACCUUGUCAGCUCUCUCUCUCUCUCUCUCUCUCUCUCUCUCUCUCUCUCUCGGCAAGAAUAGGAGGAAAUCAGUUUUCUGGAAUCUGUAAAUAGAAACUUUGGCCUUUCCAUUUCUACUGUGUAGAUAAGUAAGUGAUCAACCAUUUUACAUGAAGGGAAUCAAUGAAGGAUUUCUUUUUAUCUUGGGAAUCUGAGAGAGAGAGAGAGAGAGAGAGAGAGAGAAAGAGAGAGAGAGAGAGAGAGAGAGAGAGAGAGGUUGUACAAAUGAAACUGUAAGUACUCUGUAAUUUUAUUUUAUUGUUUCAAUUCAAAACACAACCUAGGUAACUUUUAAAGCAGAUAGAUGAUGCAACAUUAUAUGCAACUUAGUAUCUGAUACUGUGUCUGGGCUGAUUUAUUUUAUAGUAAAAUAGAAUCAUGAAUUCUAUACUUGGUAAAUAUUUUAAGGACAAACAGAUACCAGCAUCAGAAGUUUGAGAACUAAAAACAAACCCCAGAAAUAUCAAUGAUAAGAUAUGAAAUAUUUAUUUAAAAAUGUAAAGCCAUAAUUUUACAAGCAUGAUAUAUUUGGUGUGCUGACAUACUGCUUCCAAUAUGACAUAUUCCAAUUUGAUGACAACUCAUUCAAAUUCAGAAAUUAUGAACAACUACUGUAAGAAGUGCUAGUCUGCUACAUUUGUGGGCUUUAAUUCACUAAAUUAUAGCUUUACUGAUUUUUACUAAAUGAAGAUACAUGCUUUUGAAAAAGACCCAGGUUAUUAUUUUUUUAUGAACCACAGAGGAAUUUUCUCUAUGUAAUAACACUGUUUCAGUAUUUCAGUAGACUACUGUGGAUGAUAAUACAAGCCACGGGAAGACUUGAACUUACCACUCAUUGAGGAUGAAGUGUCAGAUAUUUAAGUAAUAAUUAAAUUAAGACAGAAGAAGAUUUUGCUUGUGAGUUUAAGUGACAUUUUAAAUGGAUUUAGUUUUUCCAAUAUUGCUUGGUUUGGAGUUUCUGAAGAACAAGAUUGACUUCAGUUAGUAAAAGUCACUCUGGGGACAGUUACAUGAGUCCAUGUUUUUUAAAGUGUGUCUGUCAGUUUACAGUGGAUGAGAGGAGUGACUCAGCCCUCACUCAUUGUCUUAAGCUAUAGAAGAGAAUAAAUUAAAAAGUUGUUUGAAACUGUCAAGGAAAAGAAUUCAAAUUAUCAAGCACUGAUGUAUUACAUGAUCUGACAGACAUAUUUGUAAUUUUCUUUUUUUUUUUUCUUUCUUUUUUUUUUAUAUUUGUAAUUUUCUGAACUUUCAGCUGCUUAAACCGUACAAACCUUCCUUUUAAUACCUUCAGACUUUAGGUAUUGAUUAUUCAUAUCUUCGCUGACAGUGUUCGUGUAAUUCUGCAUUCUUCUAAACAAACUGUCAAGUAUUAACAAUAAAUGGUAGUACAGAAUGCCGAAUUACCAGAGAACAUACUUAAAAGGUAUUGUAAUUUUAAGUUUUAUUAUUUUUUUACUAUACCGAGUGUAGCUGAGAUUUUUUUACUGCCAAUAUCUACUGUGGUGUCAUUCUCAGCCAUAGCAGUCUAAGAUUAGUCAGUAUUAGUUUUGUAAUAGUAUUUUUGAAGCUGGAUUUCUCUAAAGCUGAAGUGCCAAUUAAAAUAUUUCUAUAAUGCUUGUAGAAAAAAAAUCCAAAAAUUUUGAAAGAAAACUUCUCUGGUGCCUAAAAAUUAACUUGGGGAGUUUUUAGCUUUUAAAAGUUGCAUCUAUUAUUUUUCUCUAAUACUUUGUUAGAGUCAUGGCUGACACUUUUAGAAGCGACUUUGUAUUUUUUUGUUGAUAAACCAGCCUUCCUGGAGGUUAGUGUUUUUUCAAAUAUAACAAACUGUGUAGGGUUUAGGAGUAGUCAGUGUUAUACUUACUGUUUAGAUAUUUUAAUGUGAAUCUAUUUUAAUUUCCUUUGUGUUUUAAUUUGCUCAUAGAAACAUUAUAUGUAAAACAUACUCAAGUUCACUUAAAAGAACUCAUAUUUUAUCGACAUAAAAUCUCUACUUAGGUUUUAUGAGAAUAUUAAAGUUGUAAGUUAUCACUCACUUUCACGCAUCCUCCCUGGACUAUAGAGCAAUUGAAUUCCUCACAAAAUUCUUGCAGCAAAUAAAGAAAUACUUUGCAAAAUAAA